GUCCGUCAAGGUUGCCCGAAGCCUCAAUACUCAGGGAUCGCAGCAAUGAAGGGAGUGAUCGCGUUUGCUGCUUUGACUUUGCUGUUGGCAGCUAUUCCUGCACACACUUUGACACCAACUCCAAUUGAUGCGCAGCCAUAUGGCCCGGUGGCUGCCAGCGGUGUCCCGGCAGCUGCCGCCACCUGCAAGGCUGCCCUGGACGCUGCAGCAAAGGCCCUCACAGCUUCCAAUGGAGACUUCACCACAGUAGCCCAGCCCGCCGGGGCCACAGCUGACAACAACGAGUACCUGUACUGCUACACCGUGCCGGACGCUGGUUUGGAUGUGGGCAGUCAGACCCUCACAGUCUUCCCUGUACCUGAUCUGCAGGGCAAGAGGCUGACUCAGUUGCUGGACAGCACUGCCUACCCUCAGGUGCCUUCCUUCAUGUCAAUCGUGCUGGCCAUUGCCCAGAUGCUGACUGAGAAUGGCCAGUAUGCCGUCACCUACUACAACUGGGACCUAGCAAAAGCCACUACCAAGACUCCGACAACCAUCAAGUACGACCUGAUUGAGAAGAUUGUGGUUGGUGCCAACAACUAUGCAUGCGGCUGCGGCUACAAAGUCGCCACCGUGGGCUCUUACGGAAUCUGAAGCUCCCUGUCUCCCGGCUCCUGCUGUAGCCCUGUGCACCUGCCAUGCGCAUGCAUGCGCGUACGCACAUGAAGCAUGCGCACGAGCUGCGCAUGCGCAGUGCACAGCUCGUGCUGCGUUGAAGCAGAGAGGAGCGAGUUUCUGCAAUAAGAAGAAGCGCACACAAAUGAAACGCGACAACAGAUGCGAUGCAAUAUGUUGCCUCGUGAAGUGAAGUACCUCUGUCCGUCAGCAAAAUUCUGAAGUCAUCAGCACUGCUCAAGCUGGUCUGGUCAGCUUGCUGGUCUUUGGCUUUGGUUGCAAAGCUGUUUUGAAUGUUUUUGAGUGUCGUGCUGUGAUUACAGAAGCACUUGAACCACAGAGGCAAGCCGUGCAGAGGCUGCCAGAAUUUUGGGAUGUCCAUCACUGACUAGAUGGAAAUUUGAAGGGGUGUUAUCACAUUCCCACUGCAGGUCGAAGAAUUGCAAUUAUUUAGCAAAUGUCUGUCGCAUAUAUUUGAGGAGUUAUCCUUACUGUCUGUUGAGUCUCAUAUGUCGAGUGUGUCAGAUUAUUUAGUAGAUAUGCAGCUGCAAAUGGAAGCAUGCUUUGAGUUCUUGCUGAUUCAUGUUGGGUGAGUAAAUUGAUAUCUUUGAGACACUCGUCACGAUCACGACAAGAAAAGUAUUUUGUAUUU
This is a messenger RNA of Coccomyxa subellipsoidea C-169, 1306 nucleotides long. RefSeq lists its product as hypothetical. Lineage: Eukaryota; Viridiplantae; Chlorophyta; Trebouxiophyceae; Coccomyxaceae. The record is from RefSeq and is a predicted model, not a curated record. The transcript has 6 exons. Bases 46 to 633 code for a protein of 195 amino acids.